This is a messenger RNA of Mesorhabditis belari, 876 nucleotides long. The record is from the annotation of a GenBank genome assembly. NCBI's taxonomy places the organism in Eukaryota, Metazoa, Nematoda, Chromadorea, Rhabditida, Rhabditidae.
AUGUAUUCAAAGAAUCGCCGAACCUCUAGUCAAACUACAAGACAAAAGCAAAAAGAAGUGAUCAAACGAUCGCCGACGAGUGAUACUCCGUCAGAGACGAGCUCAAUUGUGCAGACGACCGUCACACCGCCGAUCUUCAACGAAACCAGUACUACAUUGGGAUCGGUCCCAGUGACCCCUUCCACGAGCGGUAAUCGACUACUAACUCCACAGCCGGCUCGACCUCGAAGCCGAUCUUUGUGUGCUCAGCAGAUUGAGGCCGAUGUUCAAACGGUAAAUGCGAACUCUCCCCUUCUCUCACCGCAGGUGAAUCGGGAAAAUGGCCGCGAAACGCGAAAGCACUCGACUGGCGUUGUACCCUCUCUGAAUCGAAUCCGAAUAACAUCUGCCUUCAAAAUUGCAAAAUCUUCGAUGGGUGAAGCAAUUUUGAAAAGAGCUUCCGCGUCUCGACCCGAGAUUCGAUUAUUUCUCGUAAAGUUGAAUGAAGAGCAAAUGAGCGAACUUGGACGAGUGCUUUUCGAGAUGAUCGGCGAAGGGGUGGCGAGACUUGACUCAGCUGAUCAUGUUCAAAAUGCGGGUAAAUCGGCAGGAGCAGCUUUCGCCGUUUUGUCGCCAAUGGGCUUUCGGCCUGACUUCUUUGCGCCACUCGCCGACGCAGCCAUUGCUGAGUGCGUAAAGUUGGAUGCUGGUUCGCAUAAGCGCUGCGAAACACUGCUCGCCUGGUCGCAACUCGUUUCAGCGCUCUUCUCGGCGGUUCGCGACGGUUAUUACUCAAGAAUUCGAUAUCAAAGGAGAUCCUCUUUACCCCAAGGACAACUUCAAAUCCAGCGCGUGCCCAGUUUGGAUUUAUGUAAAAAUGCGAUCUCUGAAAGUCCU